Clunio marinus is the source of this 497-nucleotide messenger RNA. The record is from the annotation of a GenBank genome assembly. Lineage: Eukaryota; Metazoa; Arthropoda; Insecta; Diptera; Chironomidae.
GAUCAGUUCACGUGUAUAUCUUGAUUGAAAAAGAUAAGAAAAGUCAAAAGUUCAUCAUGAAAAUCACAAUAUUCUUUGUAAUGUUCAGCAUUAUUGCCAUUGUCUCGGCAUUACCUGCCCCAGCACCGCUUCCAAAAGAAGAAAGAGUCGAUGCUAAUGACGACGUUGAAUUAUUGAAAGACAGCGAUGGAAGUGACAAAGAUUUGAAAGGAUCUGAAUCAGCUUAUUACGGAUAUUACAGCGGUUACCCCUACGGCGGUUAUUCCAGUUACUAUUAUCCAAGCUAUUAUUCAAGUGUCUACCAUACUUCUCCUUAUUAUUCCGUCUCUUAUCGUCCCUACAGCUACUGGUGGUAAACCAAAAAUCACUGAAUUAGACGAACGUUUCUAAUUUUUAUUGUGAUUAAAUUGUUAUUUUUUGCAAAAAUAAAAAAUAUUUUAUAAUGAAAUGAGAACUGUUGCACAUCUGUGAAGCCAUCUGUGGAAAAACAUCUGAAA